This is a messenger RNA of Pteronotus mesoamericanus, 1687 nucleotides long. It is a transcript of the gene ANGPT4, whose product is annotated as angiopoietin 4. Gene Ontology annotation, molecular function: receptor tyrosine kinase binding. Bases 93 to 1589 code for a protein of 498 amino acids. NCBI's taxonomy places the organism in Eukaryota, Metazoa, Chordata, Mammalia, Chiroptera, Mormoopidae. The record is from RefSeq and is a predicted model, not a curated record. Gene Ontology annotation, biological process: signal transduction. The transcript has 9 exons.
AUCCACUGUUGGCCUCAGCGGGCGCAUCCUGGGCACGGCGCAGGGCCCUUUGGGCUCUGACCGGAUACCCAUCACCAUCACCACAUCUUUGGAUGCUCUCCCAGCCAGCCAUGCUGCUAGGUGGCCUCCUCCUCACUGUGGCCACCAUGACAACAGCCCAGCGGAGGGGAAAGGAGGCCGGAGGGCGCCGCCGGGCACACCGAGUCCAGUAUGGCCAGUGCAGCUACACCUUCGUGCUGCCUGAGCCCGAGCCCUGCCCUCCAGAGCCUGAGGCCUUCAGGGGCUCCAACAGCCUCCAGAGGGACUCGCCAGCCCCUGCACUGAACCUAGGGGACUGGCCUACCAAGCGGGUGCAACGCCUGGAGAAGGUGCUGGAGAACAACACACAGUGGCUGCAGAAGCUAGAAAGGUACAUCCAAAGGAACUUGAGGCCGGAGCUGGCGCAGUUACACCAGCAUAUAGUCCAGAACCAGACGGCCACCAUGCUGGAGCUGGGCACCAGCCUCUUGAACCAGACCACUGCCCGGACCCGCAAGCUGACUGACGUGGAGGCUCAGGUACUGAACCAGACAUCAAGAAUGAAGAUUCAGCUGCUGGAGACCUCACUGUCCACCAACAAGCUGGAGAAGCAGCUGUUGCUACAGGGCCAUGAGCUCUACCAGCUGCAGGACCACAACAGCGCGCUGGAGUCGCGGGUGCAAGCGCUGGAGACGCAGCAGCAGGCGGAGCUGGCCAGCCUCCGCGGGCAGAAGGAGCAGCUGCGGCGCCUGCUGAGCCGCCAGAACGGCGCCCUCGCCAACCUUGAGCGCAGCCUGCGUGCGGCCAGCAGCAACUCCAACCUCCUGCAGCUCCAGCAGCACCAGCUGCUGGAGUCGGUGCAGCACCUGUUGCGCCUGGUGGCCCAGGGCACCGCCUCCAUUAUGGCAGCUGAGCAGGUGUUCCAGGACUGUGCAGAGAUCCAGCGCUUCGGGGCCAAUGCCAGUGGCAUCUACACCAUCCAUGUGGCCAAUAUGACAGAGCCCAGGAAGGUUUUCUGUGACAUGGAUACCAGUGGAGGUGGAUGGACCCUCAUCCAGCGCCGUGAGAAUGGCAGCGUGAAUUUUCAGCGGAAAUGGAAAGAUUAUAAACAGGGCUUCGGGGACCCGGCUGGGGAGCACUGGCUGGGCAACGAGUUGGUGCACAAGCUCACCAGCAGGGCAGCCUACUCUCUGCGUCUGGAGCUGCAAGACUGGGAAGGCAACAAGGCCUAUGCCCAGUAUGAGCAUUUCCAGCUGGGCAGCGAGGAGCAGCUGUACAGGCUUUCCCUGAGCGGGUAUAGCGGCUCAGCGGGGCGCCAGAGCAGCCUGGUCCUGCAGGGCACCAACUUCAGCACCCAGGACGCAGACAAUGACAACUGCCUCUGCAAGUGCGCCCAGAUGUUGUCCGGAGGGUGGUGGUUUGAUGCCUGUGGCCUCUCAAACCUCAACGGCAUCUACUACCCAGCUCACAACCACGUCCGCAAGCUCAACGGGAUCCGCUGGCACUACUUCCAGGGCGCCAGCUACUCACUGCGUGCCACUCGCAUGAUGGUGCGUCCUGCCGACAUCUGACGGCGGCUGCGCGUGGAGGCUGGACCCACACGAGGAGACAGGACUCAGUAUUCCCUGGACAAGCAGAGCCCAAACACAGGACACAGCGCCAGGGCCUG